Messenger RNA from Clarias gariepinus (North African catfish), 3772 nucleotides. RefSeq names its product anoctamin 10b (gene ano10b). Gene Ontology annotation, biological process: chloride transmembrane transport. Gene Ontology annotation, molecular function: chloride channel activity. Gene Ontology annotation, cellular component: plasma membrane. The record is from RefSeq and is a predicted model, not a curated record. The coding region runs from base 441 to 2507 and encodes 688 amino acids. The transcript has 13 exons. NCBI's taxonomy places the organism in Eukaryota, Metazoa, Chordata, Actinopteri, Siluriformes, Clariidae.
ACAGUAUAUACUAUAGUGUAUAUACACACACUGUAAAACUAUUUACAUUAAAUAUGGUCUGUAUGUGUUUUGACAGGGAUAUGGAGGACUGUAGGACCCAGAGGAUGCCAGCCAUUAGGAGGAGGAAAGCUGAAGAACUGUAGGCACUCCUGACCCACCCCAAAGCAAGGGAGGAGAAGUUAAACUGCAUUCCUUCCAUCAAGAGUCCUGCUUCUGCCUUCUACGGUUUAAGAAGAAAAACUGCACUCCUGUGUGCUGCACAUGUCGGUGUCUAUGUGCGUGUGUGUCAGUUAAGCAGGACAGAGUGCGAGCUCAGUGAGGCGUGUGUGUUUGAUUUCUCCUGCCUUCAUGUUUGUUUUCAGAAAGCAUUAGCAAGGUGGAGUCGUGUGAUCAAAUCAAACAAGAGCAGACGUCCAAGAGGAACGUCAAGUGAGAGCAGAAUGUCUUCUCCAAAGCAGCAGCAGGACACUGUCUCCAGCGUUGCAGCCACAGUGUCCCCUGAGUCCUGGUCCAAAGUUAGCUGUCCGUGUUGUGUGACAUCUGAGAUAGAGCCUCUGGUUCUGAUUCAGCUAGCUGAGACUGUGGACUCCAGCACCAAGCAGUGGAUCAUGGCCAUGAUCUCAGCAUCUCAUAAGGCAGGAGGGGCACAUCUAAUGGUACACCCUGGCGAAGAUGCCAGUUGGGGUCGGAUAGCGGUUGCGGCGCCUCGCUGUACUUUACUUAAGGCCACAGAAGAGCUGGGACUCUGCAAAGCCGACAAAGAGGGAAAUAUGAUCGUGUUUACCUUUCAUGACCGUAACAACUUUGAUAACAUCGAUAACAUGCAGAAAUUUCUGACUCUGGCUGAGAGACAAUACAUCGUCCAACAAGAGCUGGAGUCCAUGAGAGCCGUGAAAGAGCAGCGCAUCCCUGGAAUACCUGGAGACAAGGGCAUCCUUAAAGCCAGACAGAACAUAUUUCAGAAGCUGAAGAAGGCUGGAGUGAUUCAGGACGUUUUCCCCCUUUGUGAUGAGAAGACGCUAAAUGCUCUUGGCAAAGAGUGGUAUUUGCAGAAACGUUUAUGGGGACAGCCUUUAGAUGCCAUUCAUGCGUACUUCGGUGGCUCCAUUGCUUACUACUUCAGCUUCUUAGACUUCUACACAUGGGCUCUGGUACCUCCAGCAAUUCUGGGCCUCUUAAUAACGUUCUUCCUUCCCGGAACCCCACCACUUAACGAAUCUAAAGCAGACAAUUCAACCUCUGGCUCGAGUUCCUCAGAUGAUCAUCUGUCUGUGAGCAGCCACAUGGUGCAGGCUGUGUUCAGCAUGAUCUGGUCUACCGUGUUCAUGGAGCUCUGGAAGAGACGAAGCGCCGUGUUAUCAUACCGCUGGGGAACACUGACCCUGACGGAGCAUUUCCAGGACCCGCGGCCUGGUUUCCAGGGCGAGCUGGGAAUCAAUCCCGUGACCGGCAGAAAAGAACCACUCUUCCCCGAUUGGCAGAGGCAGAAGCGGAUUGGCUUGGUUUCCAUGCCUGUGGUGGGGCUUUUUCUUGGAUUUGUCGUCCUCGGCAUGUGGGGAUUUUAUUUAUGUGAAAGCACCAUGGCUUCAUUUCACAAGGCCUAUGGAUCAAUUAUAACAGCCACGUUGUCCUACCUGCCCUCCGUCAUACACAUCGUCUACACCAACAUGCUGGGGAAUGCCUACCGCACUGUUGCGCUGAAGCUCACUGAGUGGGAGAACCACAGAGAAGAAUCAUCUUUUCAAAAUCAUCACACAGCUAAAGUUUUGGUGUUUACCUUCUUCAACAACUUUGCGGUGCUGUUCCACAUCGCCAUCUUCAAACAAGACCUGCACCUCCUACGCAAGAGGCUGUCAUCACUGCUGAUCUUGUCCCAGCUGGUGAACCAGUUCACGGAGGUGGUGGUGCCGUAUAUCGUCGACCGCUUCUACAGCUCCUCACAGAAUGAGCUGAAGGAGGAUGACCCAGCCGCUGAUCACAUGCAGGCUGAAGGCAGUCUGCCCCCAUUUCCUGGUCUGUUCCUGGAGUACAUUGAACUGCUGGUGCAAUUUGGUUAUCUCAGUCUAUUUUCCUGUGUGUAUCCGCUCACGGCCGUGCUUCUGCUAAUUAACAACAUCACAGAGAUCCGCGGUGAUGCCUACAAGAUCUGCCGCCUCUUCAGAAAGCCCUUCUCUCCCCCUGAGGCCAGCAUAGGCGUUUGGCAGGUAGCAUUCGAGACACUGGCAUUUGUCUCGGUCAUUUCGAACUGUUGGCUGCUGUUUUUAGCUCCACGAAUCAGAGCGUUUACUCUGGACGCCGGACUAAACCUGAGCACUGUGCUGAUAUUUUUCAUCCUGGUGGAGCACGUGUUGAUUGUGGCAAAACUGAUUCUGGCCUUUAUUAUUCCUGACGAGCCAGACUGGAUCCAAAUCAAGAAGCAGCAGAUUGAAUAUCGCACUAUGAAGGCACUGAAAGAGCAGAAAGUGAAGCAUUCCCCAGUCGCUGAACUCCCUCCCUCAUCACCCUGAGACAGCGGGAAACAGAGACACUGAGGUGUUGCAUCAGGACCGCUAGUUCAUUGCACCGUCAGCUUUAACGAUUAAGAACUUUUUAAGUUUGCUGUUGAAACGCGAGGUAUGGGGUGCCAGCUGGUACCACCUGUGGGAAAUUUUUAUUUUUUUUUAAAGAGAAAACAGACUGCUGUAGUAUAGAAAAAAAGGGGGUUUUAAAGGCAUGUGUUACAGGAUAUAAAAUACAGAACAGGACAGAUAGUCACAGUAAGUUAGUGAGGAAAAGUUAUGGAAAGUGCUAAAGAUAGUUUGCUAGCUCAUAAACACAACUUUGUGCUUAGAGCAUGCAUAAUACACAUAAGCUCAGGUGUGGUCAAAUUUUUUUUACAUUUUAUGGACAAAUGGCACAUACUGUACGCUCACGCAUCAUGCUAACACUGGCUGUCGACACUAAACGGAAGACAAGUCACACAACCCAAGUGGUACAAUCAUGUUUAUCAUAGUUGUGUCUCAAGUCACAUCAUAUAACCUCAUAGUGUACAUAAAAAGUGCUUUGUGUUGAUUUGUAUAUAAAGUAAGCUUUUAAAUAAGUGUAAAAAUGAUUCAGGCUAGAACAGUUUUAUUUAGGAAUAAAUUCUCCACACGCAUCACUUUUAGCCCUAUUCCAUCUGUUUUAUGGUUAUCUAUAAGGUAUUUGUACGUUGCUCUUCAUUUCAUUUGAUCAGUAAAUACAAUCCAACAUCUGACUAAUUUUACUGCGCUACGUUUCAUACAGUACUUCUCAGAGUAAAUACAUUAAUCUGUAAUGCACUCAUAACUAGUCUAGAAUAGUAUGUGAUUCGAGACACACUGUGUAUUUUGCACUUCAACCCUAUUGCACCUUUAUCAUCUAGCAAGCGAAGAUUUCUUUUUUCUUUUGCAGCAACGUCUGCUUAAACAGUAUAAGGUGUGUAGCAGCCACUCAAUGCCUUAUUGAUAUCCAGUUACUGCUGAGUGAUGCUUUAUUGUGCAGCUAUCAUGAAAAAAAUAAACCAAAGAGUGAGCAUUAUACCUUACCAAGAUGUUGUGCACUGUACUGAAAUAAAUAAAAAAACAUAUGCAACACAGACAUUCAUUUGGUUUACGUUUUAAUAAAUAAAUACAAAAAUAAAUUAAUCUCAUUGAGACAGAGUCAUUGUUUUAAUAAGGGUCAAUGGGACUCUAGACAUAGCCAGAUGUCAUUCUACCCCGUUCGGUAAACUGGAGACCCGAGACAAUGAGAAUGAAAAUGAAAAAAAAGAAAA